AUGAUCACCGGGCGGGACAUCUACGACGUACUGGCGGCGAUCGUGCCGCUGUACGUGGCCAUGUUCCUGGCGUACGGGUCGGUGCGGUGGUGGGGCAUCUUCACCCCGGACCAGUGCUCGGGCAUCAACCGCUUCGUGGCCGUCUUCGCCGUGCCGCUGCUCUCCUUCCACUUCAUCUCCAGCUGCGACCCCUACGCGAUGCAGUACCGGUUCCUGGCGGCCGACUCGCUCCAGAAGCUCGUCAUCCUGGCGGCGCUGGCCGUGUGGCACAACGUGCUCUCCCGCUACCGCCGUGGCGCGGCGGCGGCGUCGCUGGACUGGACCAUCACGCUCUUCUCGCUGUCCACGCUGCCCAACACGCUGGUGAUGGGAAUCCCGCUGCUCCGCGCCAUGUACGGCGACUUCUCGGGCAACCUCAUGGUGCAGAUCGUGGUGCUGCAGAGCGUCAUCUGGUACACGCUCAUGCUCUUCCUCUUCGAGUACCGCGGCGCCAAGGCGCUCAUCUCCGAGCAGUUCCCGCCCGACGUCGGCGCCAGCAUCGCCUCCUUCAGGGUCGACUCCGACGUCGUCUCGCUCAACGGCCGCGAGGCGCUGCAGGCGGACGCCGAGGUCGGCAGCGACGGCCGCGUCCACGUCGUCAUCCGACGCUCGGCCUCCGCGUCCACCACGGGCGGCGGCGGCGGGGCCGCGCGCUCCGGCGUCGGGUACGGCCGCCCCUACGGCCCGUCCUCGGCCAUGACCCCGCGCGCCUCCAACCUCACGGGCGUCGAGAUCUACUCGCUGCAGACGUCGCGGGAGCCCACGCCCCGCGGUUCCAGCUUCAACCAGUCCGACUUCUACGCCAUGUUCAACGGCAGCAAGAUGGCCAGCCCGCUCGCGCAGCCCGGCGCCGCCGCCGGCGCACGUGCGCCGGGGCUCGACGAGCAGGUGGCCAACAAGUUCGCGACUGGGAAGGGCGGCGGUGACGCGAUGGCGUACCCCGCGCCCAACCCCGGCAUGAUGCCACCGCCACGGAAGAAGGAGCUCGGGGGCUCCAACUCCAACUCCAACAAGGAGCUGCACAUGUUCGUGUGGAGCUCCAGCGCGUCGCCCGUGUCGGAGGCCAACCUCCGCAACGCCGUCAACCACGCCGCCUCCACCGACUUCGCUGCCGCGCCACCGCCACCGAUGCCGGUCGACGGCGCCACCCCAAAAGGCGUGAGUGGGACUGUGACGCCGGCCAAGAAGCCGGACCCCGCGGCCAACGGCGGCGACCUGGAGAUCGAGGACGGCCUCAAGAGCCCCGCGACGGGCCUGGCCGCCAAGUUCCCCGUGUCGGGCUCGCCGUACGUGGCCCCGCGCAAGAAGGGCGCCGACGCGCCGGGGCUGGAGGAGGCCGCGCACCCGAUGCCGCCGGCGAGCGUGAUGACGCGCCUCAUCCUCAUCAUGGUGUGGCGGAAGCUCAUCAGGAACCCCAACACCUACUCCAGCCUCAUCGGCCUCGUCUGGUCCCUCGUCUCGUUCAGGUUUAACAUCCAGAUGCCCUCAAUUAUAAAGGGGUCAAUAUCUAUAUUGUCCGAUGCAGGGCUAGGCAUGGCUAUGUUCAGCUUAGGUCUGUUCAUGGCUCUGCAACCAAAGAUCAUCUCUUGUGGUAAGAGGGUGGCGACGUUCGCCAUGGCGGUGAGAUUUUUGACUGGUCCGGCGGUGAUCGCGGCUACCUCCAUCGCCAUUGGGCUCCGGGGAGUGCUCCUGCACGUUGCCAUCGUUCAGGCUGCACUUCCACAAGGCAUCGUUCCCUUUGUGUUUGCCAAGGAAUACAACUGCCAUCCUCAAAUACUUAGCACAGCGGUUAUAUUCGGGAUGCUCAUCGCGCUUCCAAUCACAAUACUCUACUAUGUUCUUCUUGGAAUUUAG
Molecule: messenger RNA, 1893 nt
Organism: Miscanthus lutarioriparius
Lineage: Eukaryota; Viridiplantae; Streptophyta; Magnoliopsida; Poales; Poaceae
Source: the annotation of a GenBank genome assembly